Patella vulgata (common limpet) is the source of this 7396-nucleotide messenger RNA. Its product is annotated as ubiquitin carboxyl-terminal hydrolase 40. The transcript is spliced from 25 exons. Gene Ontology annotation, molecular function: cysteine-type endopeptidase activity; cysteine-type deubiquitinase activity. The coding region runs from base 136 to 3453 and encodes 1105 amino acids. Gene Ontology annotation, cellular component: nucleus; cytosol. NCBI's taxonomy places the organism in Eukaryota, Metazoa, Mollusca, Gastropoda, Patellidae. The record is from RefSeq and is a predicted model, not a curated record. Gene Ontology annotation, biological process: protein deubiquitination.
ACAACAACGCGUGGAAUGAAGUUUUGUUUUGUUUCAUUUUGUACCUGAAAUUCUUGGAAAACGACGUUCAUGUUAUGUGACAGUCAGAUUCAAAGAAAAUACACCAUUUAUGGGAUUUUAAAAGUUUGAACCAAAAUGUUUGGUAAUCUUUUUGGGGAUGACGAGGAAGGUUUUGGAAGUGUAGCAGACGCCACUUCCCGUUAUGUCGACUCCAAAGGAAUACCAACCCCUCCCAGACCCCGACUUAAAUGUAACCUAGCAGGAAUUACGAAUCAAGGAGCCACAUGUUACCUGAAUUCACUCCUACAGACAUUACUUCUAACACCUGAAUUUAGAGAAUCUUUGUUCCAAAUCCCUAGAGAAGAACUCGGAAAUCUUCAGGAUAGAGAAAAAAUAGGAGCCAAGGUUCGAGUGAUACCAUUACAACUACAGAGAUUAUUUGUAAGAGUGUUGCUAAGUAACAGACAGAGUGUUUCUACACGUGAGCUCACGGAAAGUUUUGGAUGGUCAAAUAACGAGGAACUACAACAGCAUGAUGUACAGGAAUUAAAUAGAAUAUUAUUUAGUGCUAUCAGUGAUUCGUUGGCAGGAACAUCUGGUACCAACUUAAUAGAACAACUUUAUCAUGGUUCUAUUGUUAAUCAGAUUAAAUGCAUGGAGUGUGAAACUUGUAGAGAAAGGGAGGAAGAUUUUUUGGAUUUGACGUUAACUGUAGCUGGUAAUAUUGAUCUGAAAACAGCAUUAUGUAGAUAUUAUCAGGAAACAGAAUUAAUGGACGGAAAAAAUCAAUAUAAAUGUGAAACUUGCAAUAAACUAGUCAACGCUAAAAAGGGUGCUAAACUACGAAAGCUUCCACCAAUACUAUCUGUAUCAUUAUUACGAUUCAGUUACGACUUCCAGAAGAUGGAGAGAUACAAGGAAUCAGGAAAAUUCUCUUUUCCUUUAACCAUAGACAUGGCACCAUAUUCAGAUCAGCCUAGUGUUUGUGAUGAGUUCGAGUUAUUUUCAAUUGUAAUACAUCAAGGUGGAGCGUAUGGUGGACAUUAUCACGCUUAUAUCAGAGAUGUCGAUAAUCUAGGGACCUGGUAUAAUCCUGAUGAUGCAGAGAUACAACUGAUUCCUAGUGAAAAAAGUAAGAAACUGGAUGUUCAAGAGUUUGAUUCACCAUUACAGUUAAUAGAAGCUUUGUUAAAUGAAAAUAAUAAUAAAGCUAUGGAACUGGAUAAACUAGGCUCGGCCAUGGUUAAAAGAACAGGUGUAUCAUGGAACAGUAGAUUUAAACAAAAAUAUGGAGCAAUGACAAAGUUUUUAAGAAAGCAUGAUGAUGUGUUUGAAUUCAACCAAUCAAAAAACAUGAUACAUCUGAAAUCGACCAAUCGUAUAUCAGAUACUAGUAAUAAAGAACCUGAUAACCAAUCAACAGAUGGAGAUAAAACAGAUGUAAAAUGUAGACCAGAGUUACCUCCUCCUGAAGAGGGAAGAUGUUGGUAUGAUUUUGACGAUGCCAGAGUUUUUCCCAUCAGAACUAGCGAUAUAGAGAAACAGUUUCAUGGAAGAGAGAGUGCUUAUAUGCUGUUUUAUAGACGUAAAAACUUACCCAGACCUUCCGAAGCCAGAAACAAUCCGAGUUAUUGUAUCGGUAAAGAUUUAUUGGCAGAAGUAGAGAUGGAGAAUCGUGAGUUAGAGAAACAGCGGGCCGAUUACGAUGAAUUAAUAAAUAAAAUAACGCUACAGAUUCACUUCAGUUCACAAUAUAACGUAAACAAUGGUGUCCUUGAAACACGAUCAGAUUCUCUCGUUCCGUGGUUAGAGUUGAUGUUUGACAGACGGCUCACGAUGGUAGAAUUAUUAUCGGCUAUUAUGGAGCUAGGAGGAGAAUUGGUUCCAUCUAAUCCUGUUUUAAACAGAAUCAAGGAAUCUCCAGCUGGUUUACAUGUCUUUGAAUGUCUGACAGGUGAUGUUAGUAAAACUGUUGGUGAUGUAUCUAUUGUUGAUGGUGAUAAAAUAUUAGUCUGGGAUGGAAACCAGAUAGGAAAUAGUGAACCACCUGUAUAUACUAUAGUAUUAGAUGGUGAAAAUUCUAGUGAUUUUAGUAUAGGUUUUACUAAGAAUAAUUGUAUAGAUACCAACACUGCCUUACAGACUACAUCAUCAACAUCCUGUGAUAAUACUGUUACAACACCUCAACCAAGUCUUUCAGCUAUAAUCAACUCAGUGAUAAAGUUAACGUAUGCACCAGUAAAACCUGUAAAGAAUAUGUUAAUAAAAGAAGAAGAAAUUAUUUUAGAUAAUACUAUUACUGUACAAGAAUGUCUCGAUGCUAUGUUAUUACAAUCUGGUUUACCAGGUGAGAACUGGCAUCUACGUAAAACUAACUGGUGUGGUGAACCUACUGAUGUAUUAGAUGACCUUCAUAUGACCUUGAAUCAACUUCAAGUUCAAGAUGGAGAUCAUUUGUUGAUAGAAGAGGGCCGUUUACCAGUAAAGGGUUUUCUGAUUUUAACUAUUUGGCUUUACCCUCUACUGUCGAGUCUUCCAACAACAGCCAAUCAAAACUCUGGUUUAUUAACAUGGUUUACCAAUGGCCUUCAAGGUCUUCUACUGGGCACCAAUCAAUCAGAAGAAGACAAAGACAGCCAAUCAAAUUCAGAAGGACAAACAUCGAUUCAUAUGGGAGAGAUAGAUAUAUGGAAGGAGUCAACAUUAGAAGAAUUAAAAAUGCAAAUUUUAACGUUACCGAAAGUCGCACGUCUGGCGUUACCUAGUAUAUAUAAUAUACGUGUUAGAUUAUUAAACAAUCUACGUCCAUCAACCAUUCUUAGAGAUCAUUCACACACAAUCAAGAGACAUAAAAUACGCUCAAGUGAAGAUAUCGCUAUUCAAGUUUUACCUACAGAAGAAAAAUUAAGUACGAGCGAGAUAGUUUUGGAAGUAAGGCAGCACAUAGCCGGAACCAAGACAUAUACAGCAGGUGUAGAGGUUAUCUGGGAUAUAUCAACAGGUACUGGCAUCGACAGGCUUCAACACACUAUAGCAGACGCCCUCUCGUUACCAGUUAAUCAAAUUCUAUUGGCUAAAUAUCAGCCAGCUAAAUGUGAUUGGUUAAUAAUCAAAGAGAAACAACCAAUACAGUCGAAGCCUUCUUCAGGAAAAGGUAAAAAAGGAAAGAGAAAAGUUAAAGUUGAGAAAAUGAAUUUACGUCAGGCACCAUUUUAUAUAUCAGAUGGUGACGUUAUUGGUGUCAAGGAUGUAGUAACGUCUACAGAUGAUAUCAAUGAUUUUAAUACAGAAGAAGAUAUUAUUGCUCAACAAGAAUUAGGCGGGCUGGCUGAAGAGAAAAAGAUGAAAAGAAAAGACAAGAAAGAAGAAAACAAGACAAGUUUCAACAUGAGCACCCCGAAACAACGACGGCCAGAAGUGGCCUUGACAAUUAAAGUUGAUAAAUUCACGUAGCGAAAAAAUCAUCUCGAGUUAUUUCAUACUACAACUCGUGUAUCAUUUAGUUGUAGCUGUUUUACACAAGUUUCGCUAUUUAAUUAAUGUUUAGUUUCAAAUUAUUCAAAUUUGUUGAGAAUUCAUCUAAAAAUAUUGGAUUUUUACUGGUUGUACAUGACAAGGAGUCGAGUCGUCUGUCCAACAGCAUGGGUUUUCUCCGGGUCCUCUGGUUUCCUCCCACUGCUAAAGACCCCUAUGUGCAAACGAAUUAUUGAAAUAAAAUUUCUCCCUCUUUCAACAAUAGUUGAAUAUUUCAUGUUAGUCCUGAAAUGACCAAGUUUGUGUGGUGUGGACAUUAAACCCCCUUUCUCUCUGUCGCGUAGUUUAAAAUUGAACCAUAUGUUAGUCCCGAAAUGACCUAGUUUGUGUGGUGUGGACGUUAAACCCCCUUUCUCUCUGUCGCGUAGUUUAAAAUUGAACCAUAUGUUAGUUCCGAAAUGACCUACCGGUACUUUGUUUCAAGUGGACGUUAAACCCAUCUCUCUCUCUCUCCCGUAGUUUAAAAUGGUUUGUCUAGAUUAGAUAAUAAGUGUUUACUUUCCCGAAUUUGAACAAUUUGCCAACAAUGGUUUGAGAGAGAGAGAGAGAGAGAGAGAGAGAGAAAUGGGGUUUAAUGUCCACUGACACAAACUAGAUCAUUUUGGGACUAAUACAUGGUUCAAUUUUAUUUCUAUAAUUCACUUGCGCGUAGGGGUCUUUAGCAGUGGGAGGAAACUGGAGGACCCGGAGAAAACCCCCGAGGUUGGACAGGUGACCCUACUCCUUGUGACGUACAACCGGGGAAUCGAAACCACGCCAGUUGACUCAAUGACAGACCGUAUGAUACAGCGCGCGCGCGUGCUAACCAUUCGGCCAUCCAACCCCCCCACAAUGGUUUGAAACUAAACAUUAAUUAAAUAAAGAAACUCCUGCUGAAACAGCACAACAACACGAUAUCCAAGUUGUAGUGUUAUCUAUAUAUAUAUAUUUAUUUAUGUUGUUAUUGUUGUUAUGUUAUUAGGAAGGACCAUUAAGCCAAACCAAUUUAAUUUUAAUUCUUUGUGGACCCAGUGUCUGAUGUUUUGUUAAAAUUUCAAAACUUACAUAUUUGGAACUAAAAUACUUUUGAGAAGAGGAACUAAAUAUGUUUUGUUUUUAAAUCAGUUUGCUCCUUGAACAAACUAGAGACAAAAUUUAAAUCUGAUUAAAGAGACAAUAACACUCUUGCUGGCUUGAAAGCUCCAGAAAAUAAAUAAUAUCUCUAUCUAAGUACUAGAUGUUUUAGUGUCCUACCUGUUGUGUAAAUUAUGCAUUACAUCCUAUUUUACUUGUCCAGAGGGUUCGAAAAUAUUUUUAACUCGAAGUUUCAUUUGAAAAGGUUUAGGUUAGACCUUUCAAACCAUUAUGUUGAAUUUUUCAAAAUUUUUAAAUAAAGUGUGUUAAGAUGAAAUUUGUAUCAUCAAUUCAUUCUUAUAUUGUAAAAUAGUACAAUUUGUUGACCAGAAUAAAGAUUGGGACAUAUUAUUCAGUUACAACAAGAGUGGUAUUGAGCCUUUAAAACACAGAUCCUAUUUCCUUUCGUUUUUUUAUAGUUCAAAAUUUCUUUUUACUCGUGUUUACCUACACGAAGAUCAGGAAGAGUUGUUAUAUAACUCGUGUUCUGGUUGAAGUGAGGGAUUCACCGCCAAUGAAACGGUCUAUUACGGUGAGUUCUUGGCUAGCGAUGCACGGAACUGUAGAUAUCCCACUAGAAACGACAACGCCGAUUGAUUAAUCAAUGUCUGACGUCCUAGAGUCAAAAGCCGUUCGUACGACCUCUGACCGACCUUUUACUACAACCGGUCAGAUUUUCGUGUAGUGUAGGCCAUCAAAAGUAUAAAAAAAACGAAACGAAAUAUAGAUCUGUAAUUUAAUCAGAUUGGCAAAAUUUUAAAUUUUUUAAUAGGUGUUCCCAAAGAACAGAAAUUCAAAUUGGUCGGGCCUUAGGCCAAAAAAAAAUAAAAUCUAUGUUUAGGUUAAUGGCAGGACCAUUAGAUUAUGGUAUAGGGAUAUUCUGAUAAAUGUUUUUAAAUAUGUUGCUAGGAUAUGAUGCUUUUAGCUUUCUUCAUCUCAGAAUUUAGAGCAUAAAGAUGAGAACACGAAGAAUGGGUCAUCAGCAUCACACGACCUUUUAUAAAAAUCAAAUCAGAUUUGUUUCCAUGGAAACACAAAAAAAAUAGCAAGAGGCAAAAUUACUAUAAUAGGUUAAUGUGUGUAUACCUUUCAUAGGGUUAUCUUGAAUGAGAUGUUCCCAAAACAAGCUGGGACAAAAGGAACUUGGUUAUUUGCGUGGGUGGGGGGAGGAAGAGGGAAUUUUGAAAUUAUUUAAUAUAUUAGCUAGGAAAAUACUGGCAAUAUCUUAAAUAGAUUGUUAACAUCGUCGCUGAUGCAGGCUCAAAUCAUAUUAUCAAUGGUUGAUAAUUUCCCAGCUUUGAUUAAAUCGGAUUAAAAAGAGCCCAAUCAAAAGAUUUCAGUGAAAGUUAUUAAAAAAAUUGUUAAGGUUAUGACCAUCUAAAGUUGCCAUAACUUUCUUUUGAUUUCAUGCAACAGUGAAGUCUUAAACAAAGCACCUGGUCAGACCAUCUUUGUCAAUCUGACUAUGUUUGAUAUUUAACUUGUCCUGCUUGUCCUUUGGACAAUAGGUCAUCGAUAACGGACUUUGAUUUUUUUAAUGUUGGUUCCUAAUUCAUACAGUAUGCUCCUGAUGGUUAAUCCAUACAUCAUACCACAGGAGAUAGAUUAUGGCUUUUGAUAUGAUUGCUUUUAAAGAUGCAUUAUGUAAGAUUUAAAUAAAGAGCUGGCCGUUCUUGCUAUAAUAGUUUAAAAAUAGAUAAUGAAAAAUGAAUAUUUCAUUCAAAAUACUUUUUUAUGAGCAAAGUUAUCACUGUUUGAAGUUUUGACCAGAUCUAAUGGGUGUUUUUAUGUCUGCAAUCCAAUGAUCUAGAGAGUUGAUAAUGAACUUGUCUUGUGAAUAAACGUCUAAAUAAUAAUUCAUAUAAGAUCUACAGGAGGCAGAUUUAGCUCUUUAUGUAAUGUUACAGUAGUAAAUUAGAGUUUUAUGUCCAUACCAUACAACUGGGACAAAUUUUCAUUUCAAUAUUUCACAUAGGUACAGGGCUCUUUAGUAAUGGGAGGUAUAGCAUGGAAUAAUGGAGAAUUCUGCCCAGACGGCAUCAUUUCUACCUACCCUCUUUUGAAUUCCAACUAUCAAAGAUUCUUGAGCGUUGUAUGUGCACUCUGUAGGAACACGCUUUCUCAUCUCAUCCCGACCAGCCUGUUUCCUUGUCUGCCGUCAGACAAGCGAAGGAAGGCCGAGCUUAAAACAUUUUGAAGGUUCUUCUGGGCUCUCCUUGAGAUCUGAAUCUGGGACAUUCUAGUGACGAGUCGUGUUCCCCAAUCAUGCGAGUGCCUUGCCCCCAGCAAUGGCGAGUUAAACUCCCUGCCACAUGACUACCUCGCCCCCAGCAAUGGCGUGUCGUGUUCCCCAAUCAUACCAACACCCCGCCCCCAGAAAUGGUGUGUUGAACUCCCCGUCAUACGACAACCUUGCCCUGAGAAAUAGCAAGUUGAGCUCCCCACCACACAACUAUCUUGCCCCGAGAAAUGGCAAGUUGAGCUCCCGAACCAGAUGACCCUCUAGCCAUGGUGAUUCGAGCUACCCAACCCCACAACUACCUUGCCCCAAGCAAUGAGAAGAUAUCAAACAAUUGUGAUGUUAUUGUAAAAGGGGAGGUUACUUGUUAAUGAGUCAUGUUUGUAUAUUUUAAUUAUUAUUGUUAAACAUAUUUUUGUAAAUAUUGAGGAUUCAAGUAAAUCAAUUUUCUCUAUGUACAGGUACUACAAAAUAUAUAUAUUUAUGAAAUUGAUUCCCUGUGAAAUAAAA